Malania oleifera is the source of this 600-nucleotide messenger RNA. RefSeq lists its product as uncharacterized. The record is from RefSeq and is a predicted model, not a curated record. The transcript has 2 exons. The coding region runs from base 1 to 600 and encodes 199 amino acids. Lineage: Eukaryota; Viridiplantae; Streptophyta; Magnoliopsida; Santalales; Ximeniaceae.
AUGAAUCCUAUGAGGAAGGAUGUUGAUACUAGAGGUGAUAAACACAUGGAUCUGUCUAGUGAGGAUGACGUCGAUGUUAUGGCAGUGCUGCAUAGCAUAACACGUCAUGCUAAGAAGGAAGCUCAAAGAGAGCAGGGAGGUGCAAAUCUGAUUGUAGCUGAGGAUUGGAUUCAAGAGAUAGAGGAACUCCUGACUGUGCUACAUUGUACUGAGGAGAAGAAAGUACAAUAUGCCACUUUCAAAUUGGUUGGGGAGGCCAAGAUAUGGAGGAGGUCAGCAAAACUGGUGGAGGAGCAGCGACCAAGGUAUACGUCUAUUACCUGGAGUCAUUUCAAGGAGGUGUUCUUUGGCAGAUGCUUCCCAAUUGCCACCCGAGAGGCGAAAGCAAAGGAGUUUCUACACUUGACUCAGGGGUCCAUGUUGGUGCAACAAUAUGCAGCUAAGUUUGUGGAGUUAUCAUGUUUUGCUCCACACAUGGUCCCGUACGAGCCGCUGAAAGCUUGGAUGUUUAAGAAAGGAUUAAGAUCGGGGAUACACGCUCAAAUGGUGGCAUUGAUGACUCAGAGUUUCUCUAAGUUGGUGGACAGGGCCAUGGCUUGA